Doryrhamphus excisus (bluestripe pipefish) is the source of this 13989-nucleotide messenger RNA. Lineage: Eukaryota; Metazoa; Chordata; Actinopteri; Syngnathiformes; Syngnathidae. The record is from RefSeq and is a predicted model, not a curated record.
UAACAAUAUUAUUAUAUAUAAUUAAUAUAAUAAUUAGCAUUAAUAUAAUAAAUAUAAUAAUCAUAAUAGUUAUAAUAAUAAUAUAAUAAUUAUUUACAUUUUUAUUAUUAUUAUGUGCUUGUGUCUCUUUUUUCAGGAGCACUUUGUAAACAACAGACCAUGUCAAACAACGAAAUUGAUACAACCAUCAAAAUGUUGGCUCAGGCCAUGAUGCCAGGUUGUAUGUUGAGUUUAAAUUAAAUACUUGGCGGGCCGGAUGUGGCCCCCGGGCCGUAGUUUGCCCACCCCUGAGCUAGCUUAUAAUGCACAUCAUUGGGAUACACGUAUUUCCACAAUUUAAGCCCUGUAAAAAAAUCCAUGCUGUGAUCAUGCAUGAACAGAGAACAGAGACAACACUUCCGAUGUCCGCUCUCCUUGGCAUGGCUGUAUCUUCCAGCACGUGACAUGUGCUCCAGUCCUCAGGUUAAAAAAAAUGAGGACAAUGAAGACCUAGGUGUCCACUAUGUUGACACAAAGUUUAGCCGAGUGGUGUUGUGUCUUUUAGAAACGUGACCAAGCUUAAUCCGUCUCCUUGAGUGUUCCAGGUGAAACAUCUACAAUAUAACAACCAACAGCAUUUCAUCAAGAACUGGACCACAACGGUUGAGGAGGAAUUGGCGUGAAGCAGUCUUUCCAGCGGAAAUAACAAGGUGAACAUGUUCUGGCGUCCCGAGCACUUGUAAUGUAACGCCUGUAGAUCGAAUGCAGGCAUUCUGGCAGCGUUUGCACACAGGAGCUGGGAGGGACGAGGGGCUGACAUAAAAAAAAAAAAAAGAGGGAGAAAACUCGGGACUCUCCUUCAGGCAUCCGAACAAGUCUGGACUGUUCUGCUGUUGCAGAAGGACUCAUUUGCGAAAAGACAUUUGCAGUCUCCUGCAGGGAUGCGAUACGGCAGCUGCUGAGCUCCUCAAGACUGCUUUGCCGCUCUUUUGGCGCACGGGACACCCGAGGAGGUGAGCACUGCAGGACUGAGCGCGGAGAGAAGGUUGGAUAUGCCACAGGUGCUGAGGCGGGGAGUCGUACGUGCAACAGAGAACUUCAGGUUGUAAAGAUGAGGGGCUGGACUUUCACCGUGAUGGUGCUGCUGUCACUCAAGGCACACGCUGAAGCUCAGGGCAGGUGUAACAACGUCCAAGCGGCAGACAUUGUUUUCCUGGUGGAUGGAUCAUCCAGCAUCGGGAGACCCAACUUCCUGCAAGUGAAAGGCUUCAUAGCCGGGAUCAUCAAACCGUUUGUAAGCUCCGUGGCAGAGUCAGGAAUUCGUUUUGGGCUUGUACAGUACAGCGACACCCCCAGGGUGGAGUUCACCUUUAAAACCUACCUGAACGGCACGGCGCUGGUCAAGGCCGUGCAGAGUCUCGGCUACAAGGGCGGAAACACGCGCACCGGCGCCGGUCUGAAGUUUGUCGCUGAUCACUUCUUCAACCCCACACACAGCCGGGACGUCCCAAAGAUGGCCAUCUUGAUCACGGACGGGAAGUCUCAGGAUGAGGUGCAAGAGCCGGCGCAGAAGCUGCACAACCAGGGGGUGCGCAUCUUUGCGGUUGGCAUCAGGAACGCAGACAGCAACGAGCUGGCUGAGAUUUCCUCCGAGCCCGGCAGGGAUUUCACCUCCUUUGUUGGCGACUUCAAGCUGCUCGGCACUCUGCUGCCACUCGUGAGCCCCCGGGUGUGCUCCACAGCGGGCGGAGUCUAUGCCGGUGAUGAGCCGUAUUCCGGUCCGUCCAACAUUCAGUUCACAGCCACAGCAUCCGAUUCGCUCAGGUUCCGCUGGAAUUCUGCAGGCGGGCCUUUGAGAGGCUACGUGGUCCAGUAUGUGCCCCUCUCAAGCACGGGUCAGCCGAUCACGGCAGAACUGCGGCAGGAGACCGUGUCUGCCAGCCAGCGAAGCUUCACAGCACGAGGGCUGAGGUCUGGUACGCACUACCUAGUGACCGUCAUUGCGCAAUACCCCAACAGCGUGGGAGAAUCCGUUUCUGCAAAGCAGCAAACUAAGUCCCUGCCCGGGUUCUCAGGUCUUCGUUUGGUCCAAGCAAGCGUCUUCGGUCUCUCUUUGGGCUGGGAUCAGCCUACGUCUCCUGUCCAGGGAUACAGACUUAACUACGCAGCACGAGACAAAGCAGGUCAGACAGGCGAUCAGCUGGUGCGGUCCCUGCCUGCAGACGCCACGUCUGUCAACCUGGAGGAACUUCAGCCUGACACGGAGUACGUCAUCAGCCUCUACCCUCUGAUCCCUGGAAACUCUGCGUCCCCAGCCACCCUCAGCGCUCGCACACUGCGUCUGGAGGCGGUGCAGCAGUUAUCCGUGCAGAAGGAGUCGGAAGGCAGCGUUCGUCUGCAGUGGCGAGGCGUCGGGGGCGCACGCAGCUACCGUCUGGAGUGGGGACCCAUCACGGAUUCCAACCUGACUCGGCUCCAGCUCCCCACCAAACCCCAAAACGCCCAGACGGGAGCAAGCCAGGCGCACACGUUGUCCCAACUGCAGUCCGACACGGAGUACGUGGUCAAUGUGAUUCCCCUGUAUCAGGGCAACGCUGAGGGCCCCGGGGAGACGGCCACAUUCAGGACAGAGCGCCAGGAGCAGCAGGUCCUCAACGCCGCGACCACCAGUCCCUCCUCCAUCCGCCUCACCUGGAAAAUCAUUCCGUCCUCUCAGGGUUACCGGCUGGAGUGGCGGGCGGGCGAAGGUGGCUACGCCCAGACCCUGGCUUUACCCAGGAGCACCAGCAAAUACGAGUUAACCGGCCUUCUGCCCAACACCGAAUACCUCAUCACCUUGUACACGCUUUUCGAAGGCCGUGAGGAGGCCACACCCGUCUCUUUCACAUCCAGAGAAGUGGCGCCAGUGGGAAGGGUGUCCAAUCUGAGAGUGCUGGAGUCUUUGGGCGGUACAGUCAGACUCGGCUGGACCGGAGUUGCUCGUGCCACGCAGUACCGCAUCGUUAUCCGAAGCCCUGAAGCUGGAGUAGAAAACAUUCAGAUGGUCCCCGGGAGCCAGACCAGCCUGGACCUCGGAGACCUGCUGGUGGGCGUGGCCUAUAACGUGAACGUUACAGCGCUGGUGGCAGGCAAUGAAGGAGAGCCGGUCAGCAUCGUUGUCAGACCAGCGCAAGGUGUCGGCAGAGUGUCCAACCUCAGAGUGACGCACGCAAACGGCCGCAGGAUUCGUAUAGCCUGGACGGGUAUUAGUGGAGCGACAGGUUAUAGGAUUACAUGGAGACAAGGAAGUAGCGGGGAGCAGUCUCGUGAGGUGGGGGCGGAAGCCUCGGCCUUUACGAUAGACGGCCUGCAGCCAGACGAGGCGCUGGUGUUCGGCGUGGCGGCCGUAGUCCAUGACGCCGUCGGCGAGGCGGUGACGCUGUCCUCUCGGACCAACUCGCACAGCGGAACCGUCUCUGGGCUUCGCAUCGUCGACGUCACAGCCGAGCGGAUACGCAUAGCAUGGUCGCCUUUCACCAGGGCCACCGGUUAUAAGUUAAGAUGGCGCAGCGAUGACGACGGACUGGAGACAACUCGGAACGUUGCUGCUGACGUGGCUUCCUUCACCAUCGACGGACUGCAGUCUGAUUCUCCUUACAGCGUGUUUGUGUCUGCUCUCAGCGGCUCCCGAGAAGGAAGUCCCGCCACCCUGAGUGUCAGGACAGGACAAGACCAGUUCUCCGUCGGGACCGUGACAUCACUCCGAGUUCAGGACAGUCCAGGACAGGUUGUGCGAAUUACCUGGAUUGGUGUACCAGGAGCAACGGCCUAUCGUGUGUCCUGGAGGAGAGCAGAUGGUGGCGAAGAAUUGAGUCAGUUGGUGGGCGGCGACGUGACGGCCGUGGAUUUAGACCGACUGGACCCCGGAACCCAGUACGAGGUGAAGGUCAUGGCUUUAGUCCAGAACCGUGAAGGAACGCCGGUGUCGGUCCGAGUCACCACACCCGACGCCUCCAUCCCGUCGCCUUCCCUCCCCACCACACCUUUAAGAGUGGCGGAGGUCACCCACAAUUCUGUGCGGCUUGGCUGGAUCCCGUUACCGGGUGCAACCGGGUACUUUCUGCGCUGGAGGCCGGAAACGGACCGCGGCCCAGGCUCGUCUGUCACACUGCCCGCUUCCGCCAGCUUCUACCAGGUGACCGGGCUCCGUCUGGGCCAGGAGUACCGCUUCACCAUACAGCCCACUUUUCAAAGUGGACCGGGAAGGGAGAGCUUCGCCACUGAACGCACCGUAUGUCUGGGUGGACGCCUGGACGUGGUCUUUCUUGUCCCGGCGUCCACCGAUCGAGUUCACCUUGUCAGACCUCUGCGGGAUCUUCUCACGAGUGCGGUGGGGUCGUUCAGCACCAUCGGCGCUCGCGACUCCCAGGUGGGCGUGGUUGUGUAUGGUUAUAGCCCCAGAAUCUGGUUCCGGCUUAAUCGCCACGGCAGUUCCGACACGCUGCUACAAGAAAUUCAGUCCACACCAUUUGAUGAAAGUCCAGGAAAUAACAUUGGCCAGGCGCUGACGUUCGCCACACAGUAUCUCCUGACCACCUCAGCUGGACGAAGGCCAAGGGUACCCGGGGUUGUUGUGGUCAUUACUGACAAAAAAUCUGCCGACAACCUCACGCAGGCGGUCAGCAGCCUCCGAGCGGCAGGCGUGACGGUGUUGGCAGUCGCCAUGGAUCAAGCCGAUACGGAGGAACUCCGACGAGCGGUGACAGACGGCAGCACCCAAAACAUCCUGUACGUGCGCGACGCCUCCCAGUUGGCGGCGAUUCACAGCGAGCUGGCGGACUUGCUGUGUGGUAUCGCUAGAAUACCCGAGGUAACUCCAGGACCGGAACGCUGUACCCUUCAGUGUCCACAGGGAGACAAGGGAGAUCGUGGAGAGAAGGGUGAGAGAGGCAGGGAUGGCGUGGAAGGACGCAAAGGAGAACCUGGUCGGGACGGUUUCCCGGGGAGGGACGGUCCACGAGGUCCUGAAGGGCGUCCAGGUCUACCAGGCCCACCAGGCCCACCAGUCCCUGUUGACCCCUCAGUGGGCUCAAAAGGGGAUAGGGGCGAUAGAGGUUUUCCUGGUGUCGACGGAAAUCCAGGAUUACCAGGGCGACCAGGUUCUCCAGGACCUACGGGACUUCCAGGUUCGCAGGGCCUACCUGGCAUCCGAGGAAGCCCCGGUGGUCCUGGUGUUGCGGGCGUGGAGGGGGCGAAGGGAGAUAAAGGCGAAAGGGGGGAGCCGGGUUCGGUAUCAGGAGGAGGUUUUCCAGGAAGGAAGGGAGAACCAGGCGUCCCUGGAAUACCUGGGACGCCUGGUAGGCCAGGCAGCGACGGUACCAAAGGUACUCCAGGGAAUCCAGGUGCACCGGGGCAAGAUGGCCGCCCGGGGAUACCAGGAACGCCAGGACUGUCCAUCAAGGGAGACAAGGGCAGCCCCGGAGAGAGGGGACCUCCGGGAGUCGGCAGCGGGGUGGUCGUGGCCGGUGAGAAGGGCUCCCCGGGUUCUGCAGGACCACCAGGAGUGCAAGGUCCUAGAGGCCUAACUGGAGCACAGGGGGCCAAAGGAGACAAGGGUGACACGGCUGUCGGGCUGCCCGGGCCGGCAGGCAGGCAGGGAGAUCCCGGUGACAGGGGUCCUCGUGGGCCUCCAGGAGAAAUUGGCAGUAAGGGCGAUCGGGGGCAGCCGGGGGAGCCUGGAUCGCAGGGAGACCGGGGGGAAAGAGGACUUGCUGGUGAAACAGGAGAGCGGGGGGACCCGGGCAAACCAGGCUCCCCUGGACCACCGGGACUGAGGGGUCCCCCGGGGCCCAGUGGAGCAGCGGGAGAAAAGGGAAGUGACGGCGUACGAGGGGAACCAGGCCGAAGCGUUCAAGGUCCUGCAGGGAGGAAAGGGGAACAGGGAGAGUCUGGUCUCAGCGGAUCCGAGGGCCCCCGGGGAGCAAAGGGAGAGCCUGGCCAGAGAGGAGAGAAAGGGUCUCCGGGGUCAGGUGCGGCGCUGAUUGGACCUAAAGGAGAGCGAGGAGAGCCUGGAUCUCCAGGUAUCAGCGGCAGGCCCGGUGCCAAGGGAGAUGGGGGAGAUCCGGGGCAGAGAGGAGAGGACGGGCGGCCGGGAAUCCCAGGGAAGCCCGGCCUUCUGGGGAAGCAGGGAGAAAGAGGGGAUAAAGGAGACGAAGGCACUCCUGGCGAGUCAGGACUUCCCGGCAAGCCUGGAGAACGAGGAGUGAGGGGACUCACAGGUCAGCCGGGUCGUCCUGGAGAGAAAGGAGACGCCGGAGAGCCGGGAGAGCUCGGCCGAAAUGGCAACCCCGGACCCGCUGGGCCCAGAGGAGAGCAGGGACAACAGGGACUUCAAGGACCUCCAGGACCACCAGGGAAAGUGGCGGACAUCCAGGGCCAGCUGAGAGGAGAGCGAGGCGAGAAGGGUGAAGCCGGCGACCCGGGAGCACACGGCGGCAAAGGGCAGAAAGGUGAAGCCGGGACUCCUGGAACCGUCGGCCCAAGAGGUCCUGAGGGGCAACGUGGGCAAGCAGGCUCCAGAGGGGACACGGGAGACAGGGGAGGCCCUGGAGACAAGGGUGAAAGGGGACCCUCCGGUUUGGACGGUCGUCCCGGUGUGGAUGGCAAACCAGGUGCUGCCGGUCCACCUGGUCAGAGGGGCGAUCCUGGGAAGCAGGGAGAUGCUGGAAGAGAUGGUUUACCAGGACUUCGAGGUGAGCAGGGUCCCACGGGGCCUACGGGACCUCCGGGCACGUCGGGGACACCUGGCAAAGCGGGUGAAGACGGCAAACCCGGGCUUCCUGGCAAAGUGGGCGAGGAUGGUGUGCCAGGGGAGGAUGGGCGAAAGGGCGACAAAGGAGACGCGGGAGCGGCCGGCCGAGACGGCCGUGACGGGCAAAAAGGAGAGCGGGGUUUGGCCGGGACUUCCGGACCCUCUGGACCCCCGGGACAGCCCGGUCUGCCAGGCAGCAUUGGCCCCCCUGGACAGGUUAUGUACAUCAAAGGAGCGGAAGCAGCACCGAUCCCAGGCCCCCAGGGCCCCCCGGGAACACCCGGUGUACCAGGGAUUCCUGGAGCUCUGGGUGUUCGGGGCGAGAGAGGUCCUCCGGGUCUGAAAGGGGAAACUGGAGAUCCAGGAGAGGACGGGGCACCUGGGAAGCCUGGAACAGCCGUGGACGUCCAAAAGGCUCUGGCCAACCUCGGGAUUCAGGUGUCCGACCUCAAGGUGGUCGUGGACAAGAAGGACGCCUUCGUGGCUCCGGUGCAGAAGGCAGAGAGAGGUGACAAGGGAGACAGGGGUGAGCCGGGCCAGAGGGGACCAUCUGGAGCAGACGGCACACGUGGCUUUCCAGGGGACCGAGGGCCAAAGGGAGAACAGGGGCAGCAAGGUCCUGUGGGAACACCUGGGCCUCCUGGAAGAGCCAUUGGAGAGCGAGGUCCCGUAGGACCUUCAGGGGCGGCAGGGGAGCCGGGAAAGCCGGGAAUACCAGGAGUUCCUGGAAGAGCUGGGGAGCUGGGAGAAGCUGGGAGACCAGGGGAGAAGGGCGAAAGAGGAGAGAAGGGAGAAAGAGGAGAAUCUGGUAAACUGGGCCUCACAGGGCCGGCUGGUCCACCCGGUCAGAAGGGAGCAUCUGCUGACUCCGUGCUCCUUGGUGCUCCUGGAACCAGAGGCCCACCCGGACUCGCAGGACCUAAAGGAGAGCCCGGCGCUCCAGGGCUGCAGGGGUCUAAAGGUGAUCGGGGAUUUGAAGGACCCCGCGGUGACAAAGGAGACCGGGGCGAGUCUGGAGAGAAAGGACGCGAUGGCUCCCAGGGAAUAUCAGGGGAACCCGGUAAACCCGGUCAUGACGGGAAACCGGGUCCAUCAGGGGCUGCCGGUCCUCGAGGCCUACCAGGAAACCCAGGAGAGCCUGGCAUCAGGGGACUGACUGGCUCCUUGGGUCCAAACGGACUUCCUGGUCCACCAGGUCUGAAGGGGGGUCAAGGGGAGCCAGGAGUCGGUGUUCAGGGUCCUCCUGGUGCCCAAGGCAGCACAGGUCUACCAGGAAACCCGGGUCCUCCAGGAGCUGUCGGUCCACAGGGGCCUCCGGGCUUGUCGGGGCAGGUGGGAGAAGCAGGAAAGCCAGGGGUCCCCGGUAGAGACGGAGUGCCUGGAAAAGAUGGAUUACCCGGAUUGCCAGGGAAACAGGGCAUCGUCGGACCCCCGGGCUCGCCAGGCUUAAAGGGGGAGCAAGGAGACGGCGGUCCUCCCGGGAAGGCUCUAGCGGGACCCCCUGGUGCCAAAGGAGAACGGGGUCUUCCAGGACAAACGCUGCCCGGAACGCCAGGAGAGCGAGGUCUAGCUGGUGAAAAGGGCGCCCGCGGGGACAGAGGUGCUGCCGGCGCCAAAGGCGAGCGAGGUGAGGCUGGAGAAGCAGGAGAGCCUGGAGAAGAUGGAAUGCAAGGACCUCCUGGACCAAAAGGAGAUAAGGGAGAAAGAGGCGUGGGAAUGGCCGGUCCUGCGGGCCGGGUUGGUCCUCCAGGUCUAAAGGGGGAUUCAGGCCUCCCUGGUCUAUCUGGUCCUCCGGGGCCACAGGGAAAGUCCGGUGAAGCUGGUCUAUCCGGUCUGAGGGGGGAAAAUGGGGAACCGGGACCUCCUGGACCACCUGGCGAAAGGGGUCUCCAAGGAUUCCUUGGCCGGGGGGGGAAUCCUGGACCUCCAGGUCCUUCUGGACCUCCUGGGCAGGCUGGUCCUCCCGGCACGGACGGCGUGAAAGGAGACAAGGGCGAGAAUGGACUCGGGAUGACGGGACCAAGAGGAGAGCGGGGAGAACCAGGAGCCAGGGGCGAGGAGGGGCGGCCUGGUUUGGAUGGGGAGAGGGGGCUAACGGGUCCAGCGGGGCUGCGUGGGGCUCGGGGAGACAAGGGCGAUGCGGGCCUGCAAGGAGACAAAGGAGAGAAGGGCGACACCAUGCUGGUGGGGGGGCCUCCUGGGGAAAAGGGCAACACCGGAGAACAAGGUGACAGGGGGCCCAAAGGUGGGCAAGGAGAAAAGGGAGCAAAAGGUCAAGAGGGUCCACCAGGAGAGCAGGGUGUGAGGGGAGAACCUGGAGAACGAGGAUCUACUGGCUUCCCAGGUGCCCGUGGUCCUGGUGGGCAGAAGGGAGAAGAAGGUCUGGCCGGGAUGCCUGGUGAAACGGGUUUGCCAGGAAAGGACGGGCUGCCUGGUCGCAAGGGGGACAAAGGAGAGACGGGCAUUGUCGGAACCAGAGGAAUUAAGGGCGACCGCGGACCCAAGGGGCUUUGUGGAGGCGAUGGACCCAAAGGAGAGAAGGGAGAUGGCGGCUUUCAUGGGCGGGCAGGCCUACCUGGGAAGAAAGGUGAACAGGGGGACGUCGGCCCUCCAGGAGCCCCUGGCAUCCCAGGAAAAGAAGGUCUCAUUGGCCCCAAGGGGGACCGUGGUUUUGAUGGUGUUGAGGGCCCCAAAGGAGCUCAUGGAGAGAAAGGCGAAAGGGGUCCACCUGGUGUCCCCGGCCCUCCUGGUCCCAGAGGAGUGGACGGGGUGCCUGGACUCACAGGCCCUCAGGGACCAGGUGGUGCUAAAGGCCCCGAAGGACUCCAAGGACAGAAGGGAGAGAGAGGGCCCAUUGGUCCCGCCAUGGUGGGCCCACGUGGUAUUCCCGGGAUCCCAGGGGAGCGUGGAGAAACGGGGGACAUGGGCCCAGAUGGAGCCAAAGGAGAGAGAGGGGAGCCGGGCAUGACGGAGGAUGAGGUCAGAGAGUAUGUUCGCUCGGAGAUGAGUCAGCACUGUGCUUCGGCUCCUGUCAGUGGCUUCCAGCCUGUGGCCGGGGCUCGACCCGCGCCCGAGCAACGCGCGGCCCGGAAGGCUGAGAAGGGUCGUGAGCUGCGCGUGGUGAUGAACACCAACGACCCCGACUACGAGCACAUCUACUCCAUCGAGGCCUACGACGACCCCUCGGAUGAGCUGCUGUACUCCCCCCCCCCGAACAACCACACGGACGGUGAGCCAGACGGCCGGCGUUCAAAGUCGGUAAAAGUGGAAGCCGGCAACUCACCGAAGGCGGCCAAAGUCACAGCGAUCAAGUCCGCCAAGCCCAAACCGCUUCGGACCAAGAGGCGGGCCCACGGGGGGGCCCACUUGGAAGCUCCAGCCGAGCUGUGCCAGCUGCCCCUGGAGGAGGGCGCCUGUGCACGCUACACCCUACGCUGGUACUUUAACAGCCACGUUGAGGCGUGCAGGCCUUUCAUCUACAGCGGCUGUGGAGGAAACGCCAACCGCUUCCUCCACUUGGAGGAGUGUGAAGAGGUGUGCCUUGACAAGGCUGAAGGGUCUCCGUCCACCCAGGCAACCCGGUGAUGGCGACCAAGCGCUCCCCUGUGCAGGAACAUCAGCCUUUUUAUAGCUUUUCUAUCUUUUUUUUGUGUUCAAUAUUUGUUGUUUUUUAUUUAUUAUGACUUCCCCACCCAACCGCACUUGAUAUACUUGCUUUAGGAUUCGAACUCCUGCACUAAAUACUGUAAAUGGUGCUCAACAGUGCAUGGAAAGAGGGAAGUCUGGGGAUGAAAAUAUCAGGUCAGGACCGAUCAAACCAUUUGUCAUCCAUGUUUCCUCCUCCUAAAGCGGGGGGUGUCCAAAUUGCGGCAUGCGGCUAAUUGUUUGAGAUGCAAAAGACAGAUGUUAGUUUUUUACAAUUUCACAGGAAUCACGUCAAAAUAUGAAGAGGAAAAAAGUGGGGAUGUUUUUAGGAAAGAUCAGCUUCUUUUCUUCAAGUAACGAUAGCAUGACAAACAAAACAACAUAAUCAAGGGGGGGCGCAAAGUUAGAAUAUUGUGUGAAGAUAUUUUAGGAAGAUUAUUUCAUAAGAAAGUUGACAUAUUUGGGGGAGGGGAAACAGCAGAAAAAAACUAUUAGGAUAACAAUUUAUUCUAACAAGAAAAAAUCGCAAAAUGUGAGAAUUAAACAAUGAAAAAUUACUUUUUAGUCUUUUCGAGUUUAAAUAAAUGGGUUAUUAAUGUUGUAAUAUUAUGAGAAAAAAGUUGAAAUGUUUGUAAAAUUAGUUUGGAGAAAAAGACUGAAUAUUGGAAAAAUAAAGUCAAAAUAUUAUAUGAAUAAAGUCAUAAUCAUGAGAAGAACAUUUACUUCAAAUUGUUGGAUUUAUCUUUUUAAAAAGCAGCAAAAAAUGUUUUAAAUAGCUUUAAUUCUACCAGAAUAAAUUAUAAAUAUAUUUUUAGUUCAAUAAAAAUAAAAAAAAAUGACAAAAAAUACUAUAUUUAGACUUUAAAUUUGAAAGAAAAUCAAUGUUUUAUGAGAAACAACACAAAUACUUGAUAAAAAGUUGAAAUGUUUGUAAAAUUGGGUUGGAGAAAAAGUCAUAAUAUUAGAAAAAUAAAGUCCAAAUAUUAUAUGAAUAAAGUCAUAAUCAUGAGAAGAAAAUUUACUUGAAAUAGUUGGAUUUUUUUUGUUUUAAAAAGCAGCAAAAAUGUUUUAAAUAGCUUUAAUUCUAUCAGAAUACAUUUGGAAUAUAUUUUUAUUCCAGUAAAAAUAAAAAAUGACAAAAAAUAGUCUAUUUAGACUUUAAAUGUUAAAGAAAUAAAUGUUUUAUGAGAAACAACACAAAGAAUUGAAAAAAAAAGUUGAAAUGUUUGUAAAAUUGGGUUGGAAAAAAGUCAUAAUAUUAGAAGAAUAAAGUCAAAAUAUUAUAUGAAUAAAGUCAUAAUCAUGAGAAGAAAAUUUACUUGAAUUUUUUUUUGUUUUAAAAAGCAGCAAAAAUGUUUUAAAUAGCUUUAAUUUUAUCAGAAUAAAUUAGAAAUAUAUUUUUAUUCCAGUAAAAAUAAAAAAUGACCAAAAAUAGUCUAUUUAGACUUUAAAUGUUAAAGAAAAUAAAUGUUUUAUGAGAAACAACACAAAGAAUUGAAAAAAAGUUGAAAUGUUUGUAAAAUUAGGUUGGAGAAAAGUCAGAAAAUUGGAAAAAUUAAGUAAAAAUACAACGAGCUGAGGUUCCCUUUUUUUCUUGAAUUAUUUCCAACUUCUCAACAUGUCUUCAGCAAAUAUCAUAAAAUCAUAAUUUCAGCAUGUGGCCCUCGAUGGAAAACCUUUGAACAACACCCCCCACCCCUUACACGCGUCUCAACUUGAUCCACUGGUGUCUUGCUGGAAGAACAAACACAAAAGUCCAAUUUUCCUUGCCCCUAAUUAGCAUCCAUGCGGAGGAGUUGAAGAUUGUAAAUACCAGGAAUGCCGUAAAAGACCCCCCCACUGGUUUUUAUCAUGGAGGCUUUUGUCAUCUAUGAACAAUCGGGCAGUAUUCAUCUUUAUUUUGUAUACAGUAGGGAACAUUAUAGGGAGUAUUUUCUUCCUAAGUUUGACCCCCUUACAAAGACAUGAAGAGUACAACAUUGGUAUUGUUUAUUGUCUCCGAAAAAAGAGAACCACAAUAGAAAUAUUAUCUGGUGAGAUGAAAACGGGACAAGAACAAACUAAAUAGAUGAAUGAUUCACAGCGUCAAUCACGUCAAUCAUCAGCCCUUUUGUCAGUCGUACCGUCUCUUUGCCUCGGUGGGUGGAGGCGGGGCCACUAGCAUACACACAAAGAGUGCAUAAUUGAAUGAGUAGAUUGCAAUAUACUGUCAUAUAUUUUUCAUUGUGCUUUUCUUAAAAGGAAAGUCCCCCCCCCCAGCAUUGUUUCUAAAUAUUUUGAUCAUAAAUGUGCCGGGGUGUACAAUCAAUAUGAGGAAAUUAUGACGUCAUACCGAUAAGUCCCAUAACAUUACAAAACAGCUAUAAACACAUAUAAGUCACAGGAAAUCUUUGGAAAACACUUUUUGACGACAUUAGAGAGCUAUGUACAUGAAAUAACACCCCUAUAGUCACCUUUAUAUUUCUAUGAUCCAAUAUAGUAGACAUAAUAUGAGAAAAUAGCACAUAUACGUCAUAGAAAACCUGUUUAGCACCUUUGAAAUACACUUUUUUAACAUUAUUAGAGAACUCUGGACAUGAAAUAACACCCCUAUAGUCACCUUUAUAUUUCUAUGACCCAAUAUAGUAGACAUAAUAUGAGAAAGUAGCACAUAUAAGUCAUAGAAAACCUUUUUAUCACCUUCGAAAAACGCUUUUUACCAUUAUCAGAGAGCUCUGGGCAUGAAAUAACACCCCUAUAGUCACCUUUAUAUUCCCAUGACCCAACAUAGUAGACAUAAUAUAACAUAAUAUAAUAAAAACAGCUCCGAUAAAAAACGCCCCAAGGUUACCGGUACUGUGCGGAUGAGCGAAUCAAGCGCCCCUGAGAUGACAUGGGAAGACAUUUCACAUGCUAAUUCUACUGAAUGAUCCACGAUGAAGGAGAAAAAAAAAACAACAGACCUCCGUGGCGGCACACCGGCUGCUCGGAGCGUGUGCCCGAAUACAGUGCACCUUGCUGGGCCACAGUAGCUGGCUCCUCCCCCUCUAUACUCUGGUUCUCCUGGUAGUGAUGUCAUGAUAUUUGAUUAGGACAAAUCAGCAGCUACACAUCAUAAUUAGUUAUGCAGAUAAAAAAAAGCAGAUAUAAAAGAAUUUUAAAAAAUGUUAUCGGUACGAUAUCGGUCUCGAGAAGUCGUAAGAAAUAAUUAUGUUGCAUAUUACAUAUCUUUGUGAAGGGGUCAACUAACAACAUGAACUAGUACGUAUUUCCCCCACUGUGUAUGAUAUUUAUGAUAUUGCUGCUAUUUGGAGGAGGCGGGGCUUCUGCACGUGGAUGCAUGUUUACGUGUCUUACCUGUUUUUGUACUGUACUGUGUACUGUAUGUGUUUGGUGCAGUUUUCCAAAUGUAUUUUUACUUUCUUAGCAUUUCCAAUAAAGUGAAUGUAGUCACUUGGGAGUGUGGGCAGGUUCACGUCAGAAGACAAUCCAGUGAUAGCAUCAAAUGAGUCUGAUGUGUGUGUGUGUGAAUGUUCAUCUUGCAUCUGAGCGCGUGUUUGAGACCAAUCAGUCUGUUCCACUUCCAUCAGCAUAUU